AUGGCUUUUGCUAGACUCCACAUCUUCUCUCAACUCGAUGAAAAACUACAGGAUUCUGUAUCUGAACGAUCAAAUAUGGAGAAGUACAUCAUGGAGCUAAAGGCUAACUUGAAGAGACAUGAACGUGAAAACAGUUUAUCUCAGAAAGAUAUAUCUGACCUACAAAAGCAGGUUACGAUACUACUGAAGGAGUGUCGUGAUGUCCAACUUCGCUGUGGAGCUGCCAGGGAUAAUGAAGAAGUUGAUCCUCAUCAUUUCAAUGUUGAGAUAGAUAUGGAGUCUGAAGUUGAGCAGGUCAUUUCGGAGCAUUUUAUCUCAGGCCUUUAUAUUGCGCUGUGGAUUGGUUUUGCUCAUAUUUCAUUCAAAGAAGGGAGUAUGCUAUUAGUUUUACUUGACGUUAUCUUCCAGAAGGUGACAAAAUCAUCUUGGAAACUGCUAAGCUACUGA
This is a messenger RNA of Camelina sativa (false flax), 447 nucleotides long. RefSeq names its product nuclear-pore anchor-like. Gene Ontology annotation, molecular function: structural constituent of nuclear pore. Gene Ontology annotation, biological process: mRNA export from nucleus. NCBI's taxonomy places the organism in Eukaryota, Viridiplantae, Streptophyta, Magnoliopsida, Brassicales, Brassicaceae. The record is from RefSeq and is a predicted model, not a curated record. Gene Ontology annotation, cellular component: nuclear pore.